Molecule: messenger RNA, 2173 nt
Organism: Trifolium pratense (red clover)
Lineage: Eukaryota; Viridiplantae; Streptophyta; Magnoliopsida; Fabales; Fabaceae
Exons: 11
Coding region: 368-2008 (546 amino acids)
Source: RefSeq, a predicted model, not a curated record
AGUAUAUUUCUCUCAAUCUCUCUUCAUUCACCACUAAGCAUUUGCAAGCUAGCUACCUACUAUUUUAUACUCUUCCUAUCUUUCUGUCCCAUACAGAGUCAUACACACACACACUUCACCAUAUUUCAAAUAUUUAUUAUAUUAUAUAGUAUUGUUAAUUUGAUUUCUUAAAGCGGUGGAACUGGCAACAACUGUAUCUCAUCUCAACAAACACUCCCUUUCACCAUAACACUACCACACCACUAUCCAUUAUUCAAUACAAAUUCAACAUUAUUUGACUAUUAUAUACUAUUCAAAGUUUUGAUCUUUAUGCUUCUUGGAUCACUGUUCUGAAUCUUUUAAUGUCUUCAUAAUAAUAAAAAGGUAGAUGAUGCAAGGAAGCUUGAGAAAUGCAAGUAAAGGUGGAAAAUCUUCAAGCAUAGAUAGAAAGCUGGCAUUGCAACAAGAUGUAGAUAGGUUGAAGAAGAAGCUUAAGCAUGAGGAGAAUAUUCAUAGGGCAUUGGAGAGAGCUUUUAAUAGACCUUUAGGAGCUUUACCUCGUCUUCCUCCUUAUCUACCUCCAUAUAUACUAACACUUCUGGCUGAAGUGGCCGUUUUGGAAGAGGAAAUUGUUAGGCUUGAAGAGAAAGUUGUGUAUAUCAGGCAGGAUUUGUAUCAGGAAGCUGUCUACAUAUCAUCUUCUAAGCCUAAAUCGGAGCAUUCGCCUCUUCCGAACAAUUCAAACAUAUCAGUAACAACAAUGGACAGUCCUAAAUUGGAUAAAUUGAAGUCUCUUUCACAAACAGUUGAUAAUCCAGCUGCAACAUCUACAACUAGGCCUACCAUACCACUCCAAGAGAAUAGACAAGGAAAAGAGAAUAAAUCCUGUACUAAUUCUUUCAAGAAAAGGCUGCAACCCUCCAAACAAAUGAGUAAAACUCCAAUAAAAAAUCUUCAUGUUGACAAUAAGUCAUUGCAUAAAAGGGCGCAUUCUCCGAGAAGGAAGAAAGAACCAAGGGUAAAAGCUCCCCAAAUGGCAGAACUAAGACAUCCUAGUCCACACCAAAUGUUACCAGAAGCUGACUGUCCAAAUGUGAUUUCUGAAAAUAUUCUAAAGUGCUUAUCAAGUAUUCUCUUGAGAAUAAGUGCUGUGAAGAAUCCAGGUUCUGCAUGCGACAUAUCAUCACCCUUAUGGACUCAAAAGCCUCAAAACCAUGUUGAAGGACCAGAGUUUUGGGAUCCGUACGGUAUCUGUCUAGAAUUUGGAAAGAGGGAUAUUGGUCCCUACAAGCAUUUAUGUGCAAUUGAUGCUAAAUCUUUCAAUGCAAAACGAACCACAAGCACUUUGUUUUUACUGCACCGGUUGAAACUUCUGUUUAGGAAGCUAGCUUCUGUCAACUUGGAGAACCUCAACCAUCAAGAGAAGCUUGCAUUUUGGAUCAACACCUAUAACUCGUGUAUGAUGAAUGCAUUCGUAGAGAAUGGCAUACCGGAGAGUCCUGACAUGGCUGUGGCAAUGAUGCGGAAGGCAAAAAUAAAUGUAGGCGGACACAUACUAAGUGCAACAACCAUAGAGCAUUUCAUUUUAAGACUCCCUUAUCACUACAAAUUUACAUUUUCCAAGGGAGCGAAAAAUCAUGAAAUGGUAGCAAGAAGCAAAUAUGGACUUGAACUGUCCGAACCCCUAGUGACAUUUGCUCUCUCCUGUGGAACUUGGUCCUCUCCUGCUGUGAGAGUUUACACAGCAUCCCAAGUGGAGAAUGAACUAGAAGCUGCCAAAAGAGAGUACUUACAAGCAACAAUUGGAAUUUCAACAUCCAAGUUUGCUAUUCCAAAGCUUUUGGAUUGGUAUUUACAGAACUUUGCAAAAGACUUGGAAUCAUUGAUGGAUUGGAUUUGCCUUCAAUUACCAAGUGAAUUAGGGAAAGAAGCUAUUAAAUUGCUUGAGAAAAGGAAAACUGAGCCCCUGUCACAAUUUGUACAAAUCAUGCCAUAUGAGUUCAGCUUUAGAUACUUGCUUUGCACAUAAUUUUUCUCUAUAGUUUUUUAGUAUAUUGUUUUAUUGGUGUUGGGGAUGCAAUUUUGUAUAUCAUUCAAAAAAUAAUGUAUAUGGCUCAUUGGGUAGAUAUUUCAUAAGAUUCCUUCUUCACUAUAAUGAAUAAAGUAAGCAUUGCAAUUUGCAUGUUGUUAGAUA